Lactuca sativa (garden lettuce) is the source of this 630-nucleotide messenger RNA. RefSeq lists its product as uncharacterized. The record is from RefSeq and is a predicted model, not a curated record. NCBI's taxonomy places the organism in Eukaryota, Viridiplantae, Streptophyta, Magnoliopsida, Asterales, Asteraceae.
AUGGAAAGAGCUCAGUACACUUCAUGGGCUGAGUUGUUUAGAAUCCAUUGUCGUGCAUUCCAGGUCAUUGAUCAUAUUGAACCCAAAGCUACAAUCAUCUCCUCCUCCACCACUAAUAAAGUCGGGGUUGAUAAACCAGCAGAUCCCAAACCAAUGGAUCCUGAUCUAUGGAAUCGAUUAGAUGCCAUUGUCAUCCAAUGGAUCUACAGUACUAUCUCGAAUGAUCUCCUCCAAACCAUUCUAAAACCGAAAGCUAGUGCAGCGCAGGCAUGGGCAGCCCUCGAGAGUGUUUUUCAAGACAACCAGAAUGAGCGUGCUCUCUACUUGGAACACAAACUAGUCACCAUUAAGCUUGUAAAUUUCUCAAAUUGCUUUGCUUACUAUCAGACGUUGAAGAUGAUCUCUGAUCAACUUUCUAAUGUUGGCGCCCCUAUCACUAAUCAACGACUCAUCUUACAGCUCAUUGUUGGUCUUACGGAUGCAUACGAAGGGAUCGCCAUGAUGAUCCAGCAAAUCAAGCCUCUUCCGGAUUUCUAUGAAGCACGCUCUCGUCUCAUCUUGGAAGAAACAAGUAAAGCCAAUCAUGCAACCCAGUCUGCUGUUGCAGAUGCAUUUGCCCUCAAUGUUUAG